AAAACCUAACUUAUUUCUAUGUCUUCCCUUUUCCUUCCCUCUUCUCUUGAAAUCUAAAAUCGUGGGUUAGGGUUUCUCUUUAUCCUCUAAAUCUAGGUUAGGAAAAGCUAAUUCUAUGGCAUCUUCCUCUAAUUCUCGAUCAUCAGGACUUGAAGCUUCUUUUGGGGUGAGAGAUUUUGGGUUGAUUGAGCACACAUACGAAGGGCAUCAGAUGUUCUGCGAGUGUGGAUUAAAGGCACCAAGGUGGACUUCAUGGAGACCAUGGAGCAUUGGUAGAUGCUUUUAUGGGUGCCCAAACUUCUUGAAUGCUGAUUUGAGGUGUGCAUACUUUGUUUGGCAUGACUUUGAACUAACAAUUGAGAGAGCUACUGAGUUUGUAAAAUUGUUGAUUAACGAGAAAAAGUGUAUGAGUAACGAAAUUGCAGCUUUGAAAAGUCAAGCCAUGCCACAUCAAGUGCUAACUUGCAAGAAUAUGGCCAAAGAAAUGGAGUUGAAUUGGAGGAAAUUAUACAAAAUUCUGUGUCAAGAGCUGUUGAUGAUGUGAAGAGAAAGAUGGAUACCUCAGUUUUAGCUUCUGUCCAUUCUGAAAUUAGGAAAUUAAUUUGUACUUUUGUACUGGCUUUGGGGGUUGGGUUUGUAUUGGUUAUGUUCAUUUGGUUCUUAUUUUGAGAUCCUUGCUGUAAGGUGUAUGGGGUGUCAUAUUUUGUUUGUUUGUUCGGGGCAUGGCAUAUUCUGCUUAGUUGUAAGAACAUUUUGGUCAUGUCUUUUAUGGCAGUAAUCAAAUGUAAUUGACUUU
Molecule: messenger RNA, 796 nt
Organism: Rubroshorea leprosula
Lineage: Eukaryota; Viridiplantae; Streptophyta; Magnoliopsida; Malvales; Dipterocarpaceae
Source: the annotation of a GenBank genome assembly